ACAGAUGUGUCAUGUCAAGUCAAUGUCAUGCCAGUGAAAAAAGUAAAUAAUUAUUUUAUUAAUUUAAAAAUAAUGUAGUUGUUUUAUAUAAUAAAUUAAAUGAUUUUUAAACUUUUUCACGAUUCCAAAAAAUUUGCAGUCAUACAACUUUUGUAAGUUUGUAGGUUUAUAUUACAACUUUUCAACCACAGAGUUUCAGCAAGGAAUAUAAUAUUCAUUGGUUUGAGGCAGUAUAAGAAACAAUAAUAACGUAAAAAUGGGCAAAUCUAAAGGCGUGUACGAUCCAGCUAAGAUCCAAAGGCCUUUGAGCAAAAAAGCUCAAAGGAAUCAAAAUUUGGACACUAACUGCCUCGAAAAUACUCCCAUAAUAAUGCGCAUGGAGAUAGACCGCAUCUUUAAAACUUUUGUAGACGAUCCAGAGAGCAGUGAAUACAUAUUUCCAUCAGAUCUAAAUAAUUUCCAAAGGAAAUACAUCCACUUUAAGGCGGCACAGAUGAAUUUCAUUUCCAGAUCAUAUGGUAGAGAACCCAACAGAAAUUUACACAUCAGGAAGAAAGCUUUCAAGCAGAAAGAUACUAAGAACUUUAAUAUCUCCAUUUGUCCUAAUUCAACAAGAUGUCUGGACAAUUUUGCUAUUAUGGCCAAUGAAAAUAUUAACGAUGUUGUUCUGCAAAAGCCAAAGUUUCGUGGACAAAAAAGGAUGAUUGGGAAACUAAGUUCCAGUAAACCAGGUGUUCCCCCUGAGGCAAAGUAUAACCCUGAACUAAAACGUUUCCGAAAUAGUUUACCAGUCUAUGAACACAGAAACGAGAUAGUAGAAACGAUAAAAGCCAAUAAAUUUGUCAUUUUGUCUUCAGAAACUGGAUCGGGGAAAACCACUCAGGUCCCACAAUACAUCCUUGAAGAUGCCUUUGCUAAAAGAACUCCUUGCAAAAUUAUAUGCACUCAACCUCGAAGAAUAUCAACAGUUGCAGUUGCUGAGCGUGUGGCUGUUGAAAGAAGGGAAUCUGUAGGCGAUACUAUUGGAUAUCAUAUUAAACUAGAACAAAAGUACGGAGCCCAUUCCAACUUAAUAUAUUGUACGACAGGUGUGUUUCUAAGAAACUUAAUGGGAUCAUCAGAUGCCUUGCAGAAUAUUACACACAUUAUAAUCGACGAAAUUCAUGAAAGAGACAAAUUAUCUGAUUUCAUAUUAAUUUGUUUAAAGCAACAUGUUCAUAAUUUUCCAAACUUGAGAGUUGUUCUUAUGUCAGCUACCAUCAACUGUCAGAAGUUUGUGGAUUAUUUUACCGACGUAAAAGUACUUUCAAUCCCUGGCAGGGUGUUUCCCAUAGAAACCCACUUUUUAGAAGAAAUUUUAGCAUCAACAAACUAUAUGUCACCGAAAAUGUUAGAGGCAGACUGCAAUGGAAAAUCCAAAAAGAAAAAACCAGUAAAUACCGCUUAUGAAAAGGUAGAAAAAGUGGAUGAAGAUGUCGAUGAAAUGAACGAAUGUAUGGAUGAAGAACUGGAUAGUUAUCUUACGUUUUCUGACAAUUAUGAUUAUACAGUAGACCAUGAGGAAGCUACGGCCCAGAUUUUUAUGUAUUUUAUUUCAGAGGGAGUUUCUGUGAACUAUCAACAUUCACAGACUGGAAGAACUGCUCUAAUGUUGGCUGCGCAUCUUGGAGACAAAACUUUUAUCAGCAGAUUAUGCAACAUGGGCGCUGAUCUUAAUCUCCGAUGUAAAUUAGGACAAACUGCCUUCGAUUAUGCAUGUAACGAAGAAAUAAUCAUGUUGUUGAAAUAUGUGCAGGACGAAAGAGAAGGUGAACCGGUUGCAGAUCCACAAACCGAGGGCCUCCGCUUACUUGAUUUGUAUGACAUAACAACACCAGAAGAUGUCAUUGACUUCAAUCUCAUAGUCACUGUGAUAAGUAGUAUACAUAAUAGUGGAAUCCCUGGAUCUAUAUUAGUUUUUCUUCCUGGUUACGAUGAUAUCAUGAUGUGCAGUGAUAGUAUAGAAAGGUCUGAUGCUUUAAGAGAUAAUAACUACAAAAUCUUCUACCUCCAUGGAUCCAUGAACAUUAAGGAGCAAAAUGACGUUUUUAAAGAAAUUGGCAGAAGAAAGAUUAUUUUGUCAACUAACAUAGCAGAGACCAGUAUUACUAUCGUUGAUGUUGUGUAUGUGAUUGAUGUAGGAAAAGCAAAAGAAAAAGCAUUUGACGCCUAUAAUAAGGUAUCGUCGCUGCAUACAAAGUGGAUUUCACAAGCAUGUGCCAACCAACGAAAAGGACGGGCAGGUCGUACCAAACCUGGCAGAUGCUUUCGGUUGUAUUCCAAACAACGCUAUGAGAAUAUGGAUGUGGAAAGAGUUCCAGAAAUUCUCAGGAUUUCAUUAGAGGAGAUCUGUCUACACGCCAAAGUUCGUGCUCCCGACGACAUGGACAUAGACGGUUUUCUCUCAUUAGCAUUGGACGCUCCAGCAGCCAAUUCUAUCAGAGUUGCCGUGGAACACCUUCAAUUUCUUGGUGCUCUAGAUAAAGACGAAGAUCUAACCGUUCUCGGCAGCUAUCUCGCUCAAUUGACGUUGGAGCCCCAUUUAGGGAAAAUAUUAAUCGGUGGUGUUAUUACGAAAUGUCUGGAUCCUAUUUUAACUUUAGUAGCAACACUUAGUCACAAAGAUCCGUUCCAGUUACCUCCUCAGGCAAAUCUUAAGACAAUGGCAGCUGGUAAACGAAAAGAAUUAAUCAAUGGUGUAUUGAGUGAUCAUCUCUUAUAUCUUGAACUUUUUAGGAAAUUUGAGGAAGCAACUGCUUCGGGUAAUGCGAGCCGUUUUUGUCAAGAAUACUUUUUGAGCCAGAACGCCAUGAGCUCCAUUAUAAAAACAAAAAGUCAAUUGAUGGCUCAACUUAAAAUGCUUAAUUUCGUCACUUCUAGUUCGGCAGGAUCUUACAGAAAUACACACUCAGAUUGUUGGCCAUUGGUGAAAGGGUUGAUUUGUACCGGGUUGUAUCCAAAUGUAGCUUAUCCGCACGGAAACAAACUACAAACAAGGAGAGCGACAUGUCCAUCAAUAUCGAAUUUUAGCGCUUGCUCACAUCAAGAAAUAAGGGCGUGGCUUGUUUAUGACGAAAUGUUAAAGCAAAAAGGUGGUUUUAGUCUUAGAGGAGUUACAGCUGUUACUCCUUUAACAGUCGGUCUAUUUUGCGGCAUGGACACGAUAAUAGAAUCCCCAACGGAGUUGGAAAUUGACGAUUGGCUAAACUUUUCCUUUCCCAACGCCAACGUCAUCAAUCUCCGCAAGGCACUCGAUAACAUAUACCAAAAGGUGAUAACAGAACCAAGCUAUAGAUAUUCCAAGUUCGAUGACUUAACUUUGAAUACUUUGGAAACUGUUUUGAACGAAGAAGAGAAAACAGCAGAGUUAAGGAUACCUAGGUAUUUCGAUCCACUGCAAACACUAUCUACGUAUGUGCCACCUCACCUUCGUCGUCAUGCACCAUCAAACCACCAUCGUCAUGAGCAAAACAGUAGAGGAGGAGCUGUUCCUAGAGGUGGACUGUAUCGUAACGACUUCCGUCCAGGUGGAUCCCACAGUAGGGGCCAUCAUCAACAAAGUUACUCAAGACAAAAUCACUACAGAGGAACUAAUAGCUAUCGUAGAGUUAAAACUGGAAAUAGUUCACGAUCAAUAGAGGCAGCUACCGAAGACAAUAACAUCUGUGGUUCAAUGGAGACUUUAAACUUGGUACCUCAAAGUCCCGCAGAUUUUCUUCUUUCUGCAAUCACGAAGAACCGCACUUCCUAGUGACCGUAAGUCGUAUCGAAACGGCAAAACGUUAGUUAACAAGGAACGAAGAGAUGACUUUUAUGAUAGUUAUGACAGAUGGAAGCAUUACUAAAAAGCUGUGUCUUCGAUGUGAUAGUGGGAAUGAUAGUGCAAACAAAAAAUACCUUUCAUAAUUUGAAACCAUUCUUUAUGGGACAAGAGGCUAUGUCGUCUUCGUCUUUUACAAAAUGGAAUUGUAUUCGAAAGAAGACUAUUACAAUUAUUUAAGAUAUUUUUCCUGUAGUUUCUCCAUCAAUUUGUUAAAAUUAAGUUAGGUACUGUUUUUCUUCUCCAGUGUAAUUGCGGUGUAUUUUGUUUCACAAUAUACGGAAAAUAGCUAUUUGUAUAACAAGGGAGGAAGAGGCACUUUACUCCCAUGUUAUACAUGAUUUUCCCACCUUCCUCAAAUAACAAGUCAUUUUUUCAUCUUUAAAUAAUUUAUUUAUGUAAUUAAGUAACACAAUUUAUUAGAAAACUAAAACUAUAGUCGGUUCGCUAAACUCAGACACAACUGGCUAUUGAUUUUAGUAGGUAAUUUUAUUGUUGUUGGCCAAUUUUGCCAAAAUUGGCAAAAUUACUAACUAUGUAGUAAUUAUUAACUAAUUAGUAAUUAUUUUUUUGUCAAUUUUACGAAAUUGGCAAAAUUACUUAUUAAAAUAACUAGCCAAUUGUGUCUGAGUUUAACAAACCGACUAUAACAAGUAAGUACAGCAGAACUGUCAACUGUCAAACAGAAGUCAAAUUAUUAAUGUAAACAUUGUUAAAUCAAAAUAAUAAUUUACUGUUUUUUCCAUUCUGCAAAAUACAGGGUGUUCUAUAAAUAAACGUUAAAAUGUAUAGAUACUUACGUAAUAGAUAAUAGAAUAUUGUAUAGGGCGUCAAUAAGUUAUUUCAUCAAUGACAUGCCAUGACGUCACUUUUACUUUCACUCCCUAGGGAGAAAAGUACGACUUUGCUCCCUACAAUCAGGUCAGGAAAAGUAUACUUUCGGUAGAGGUAGGUGGAAAACAAUUUUUCCACCUACCUCUACCCAAACUAUAUAUUUCCUGACCUGAUUGUAGGGAGCAAAGUUGUACUUUUCCUCCCUAAGGAGACAGAAGUCGUACUUUUCCUCCCUAGGGAGACAAAGUACAGUUACUCACUAGGGAGUAAAAGUAAAAGUGAUGUCAUGAUAUGUCAAUGAUGAAAUAACUUAUUGACGCCCUAUAUAAUAUUCUAUUUUCUAUUACGUAAGUAUCUACACAUUUUAACGUUUAUUUAUAGAACACUCUGUAUUUUGCAGAAUGGUAAAAAACAGUAAAUUGUUAUUUUGAUUUCACAAUGUUUACAUUAAUAUUUUGACUUAUAUUUGACAGUUGACAGUUAUGACUGUACCUACUUGUUAGUUUUAGUUCUCGAAUAAAUUUUAUUAGUUAGUUACAUAAGUAAAUUAUUUAAAAAUGAAAAAAUGACUUGUUAUUUGAGGAAGGUGGAAAAAUCAUAUGUAUAACAUGGGCGUAAAGUGCCUUUUCCUCCCUUGAUUGAUUACUGCCCUCCGCUACGCGUCGGGCAGUAAACUUCAUUCUCGGGAGGAAAAGCAGCACUUUGCUCCCUUGUUAUAAAAAUAGCUAUUUCCUAAUUUAAAAAGACAUUAAUUUAUUCUUACCUUUUUACGAAACGACUGGUUAAAAAAACUAUUUUAGCUUAGUAUAUAUUAUGACUUUUCAUGUAUAUGUAAAGAGUGUUUUGACCAAAAUGAGUUAAUGGUCUUGUGUGAUUUAAUGUACAUUUUUGUUUAGUUAAGUACUAUUAAAGGAAUUUAUUUUGUGAUAAAUAUUGAAAUAGAAAAAUUAAUACAUA
Diabrotica virgifera virgifera (western corn rootworm) is the source of this 5650-nucleotide messenger RNA. Its product is annotated as ATP-dependent DNA/RNA helicase DHX36. NCBI's taxonomy places the organism in Eukaryota, Metazoa, Arthropoda, Insecta, Coleoptera, Chrysomelidae. Bases 257 to 3790 code for a protein of 1177 amino acids. The transcript has 13 exons. Gene Ontology annotation, molecular function: protein binding; ATP binding; RNA binding. The record is from RefSeq and is a predicted model, not a curated record. Gene Ontology annotation, cellular component: intracellular anatomical structure.